CACGCCUUUUCUCCAUGAGCUUGAGAGUCGGCUCCGAGAUCUUGCUACGUUUUUUGGUACGGAUGGGCUUGCAGAACUUCGAGCCCACCGUAAGGACAGCUUCAACAAACCUGUCAUUAUAAUUGUCCACGUCUACGCAGCUCUCUAGGCAAUCGAAGCGAUUUUGCAGUUCGAGUUGAAAGCGCUCGGGGUUUUGGAUCUGGAUGGCUUCAGGACGGAGCGUGGACUUCAUCAGUCGAUUCCUUUCGGCUUUGACAUUUAGAUUCAAUGUGCCUCUUACCAUUCGGUAAUCGCUUCCCGUAUUGAACGAAUUGAUCACUGAGACAUCAUUGAAUAUCCGAGUCUUAGUCGACAUGAUGAAGUCAAUUUUUUGUUACGCCAUCCGGACUUUUCCAGGUCCAUUUUCGAUGCAGCCGUUUUCUGAAGAAGGAGUUCAUCAUAAAGAGUUCCUCCUUCUCCAUGUAAUCGGCUAGCAUUUGACCUCGGAAGUUCCGGAUUCCAACUCCAAAUUGCCCCACUUUCAACUCAUCAUCGCCACGUUUGCCCAGCCUUGCGUUGAAGUCCCCCAUGACAACGGUGUAAUGGGUCCUGGAAGCAUGCAUUGCCCGAGAAAUAUCCUCAUACAUGACUUCCACUUCCUCGUCGGGGUGCGUCGAGGUCGGAGCGUAUACCUGUAUGACCUUCAACGAAUACCGUUUGGUGAUUCUGACCCUUCAAUUGCGGAAAAGCCUCCGCCUAAAACACCCCCAGCUUGCGGAACGAUUGCGCGGCCGCAGCGCGCGCUCGACGCGGUUUGAAAUUUAUUCAAUAACUUUAAUAAAUUGUUCGGUCGACAUGCAGCUAAAUGUUUUAUUUCAAUUAUAGAUAGUCAAUGUACCUUCUUUUUUAGUAAUUUCCUAUAUAAAUUGUUUCAACCUUUUUAUUUUUAACAGGAAACGUAGACAAAAUCAAUUUCGCACCUUAGGUGGCAUAAACGCGAUUUGAAUAAAUAUACGAAUACUAUAUGCUAUAUAAUAUGCUUUUCAUUGAUAACCUUUUCAAAGUUGAAUAACUAAACAAUAGAUAUAAUUUUUAUUAUUUUUAAAGCAUGUAACUGCUUGAUGUUUAAAUCAUUUGACAUAGUGGGUUUACCUAUAAUGCGAAGAGAUGGCGCUGCCUUGCAGCUUAAGAAUUGCUAGAAAGAAUUUCGACGCGGUCCGUGAGGGCCGGUGCGGGUUCGAGUCCCGUCUGCUGCCUGGUCCGCGUGGAAUUUUUUCUAGUUAUAUUUUCUUUAGAUUUAAACAAUAGAUUUUUGCAAAAAAAUAAUAUACUGUUGUAAUAUAAUGUUGUUAAUAAACUGUUUUAAAAAUUACUUUUUAGUUGCGGGCUCCGCGAUGCUCGAUUUUAAAAUUGUCGUACUAACGGUUGUUUGGUCAUAAGAACGACUUCACCACAAUGAGUGAAUGGUUUAUUCAUCUGGGUAUAAAAUUCAAAAGACUUUGAACUGUAUUGCAUUAUAUUUAUUCCCAAAAUUGCAAAAAAUUGAAUGCGGGUGACGAGCGAGCAGUUCUGCACUUACCCAAACGGGCUUUACUCACGAAGGCGUGCAGUGCUGCACUACAGCGGUUGAAGGGGUAUAAGAUGGAACAGCACGUUUUACAUGAUGGAAAGGUUUUCAAAACUCAAAGAUUCUCUGGUGUUGUACCUAAGCGUAAAUCCAAUCGCGAUGAUAUCCCCCGAAGAUUGGAUGAACAUUCAAAAAUUUGUGCAAUUAAUGCAGCCAUUUGAAGAAAUAACAAGAAAUCUAAGUAGUUCUCAAGUCAGUAUUUCAUCAGUCAUACCUUUAAUUCAAGUUCUUAUGACCACAUUACAACAAGAAGAGACGAAACCUGAUACUUCCGAACAAUUCAAAAAAUUUACAACAAAAUUACGUGACGAAUUAAAUGCAAGUGCGAGAUUUGGAAACCUGGUGGAAGACGAUAAAUACACCAUCGCGACUUAUUUGGAUCCGCGAUAUAAAUCGCAUUUUUUUAACAGCAUCAUUACAGAACAGCUUGAAUCUAAAUUACUUAAUGUGACGAUUAACACUAUUACAAUUAGAAACAGACAAUCCAAUUCCAUCCAAGAUGAUGACCGCGUACCUUCUCCCAAAAGAAGCCGAACUCAAUUUGCGAUUGAAGGCAUCGAAGUGCAGCCUUCUACUUCAAAAUCAUCAUCAUCAUUACAAAUAUUGGAAUCGAUGUUAAGCGUAAAUGAAGACCAGGAGGAGAACUCGUCUGCAACCGACGAUGGUGACAAUUUAUUUUUAGAGAUACAGUCACACCUUCGGGAGUACAAGAAAGAGAAGAGACUACCUCUCCACGAGGAUCCUCUUAUGUGGUGGAAAGUAAAUGCGCACAAAUACCCCCAUCUGUUGCCAAUAGUUCGCCAAUACUUAUCAGCUCCCCCCAGCAGUGUAGCCAGUGAGCAAUUGUUUAGUGGAGCUGGUUUAAUAUAUGAAGAACACCGUAACAGACUCAAAGGUUUAAAAGCAGCCAAAUUACUUUUUAUUAAAUAUAAUUUACCUCUGUUUAAUUUCGAGUACUGAAAGUACAAAAUUUAAAAUAAUUCAUAAUAAAAGAAAUCUUUAGAAAUAAAAUUGUGCUUUUUCUUAAUAGUAUUAACACUUCCGCUAAGAUUUAAUUUUGACUUCUGUUUCCGUUUCUGCUUCCGCUAUUACACUUCCGUUGCAUCACUAAUAUAUAUUGUCUUUUACCUACAUGUUUUCUUUUUGUAUUGAUUUCUAAAAAAAACUUAUUAAAAGUUUUAGCAGCUCUUAAUAGAUACCGGACUGUUAGUGUUUCGUGUGACAAAGAUGACGCUCUACAAAGCCGAAGCUAGCCGAGUAUCUCUCUCUAAAGCUAGAUGCGACUUAUAAAUGGUCUGGUACUGUACACCAUUAUGCCAUGAUUUAUAUUAUACUGGCGAUAUUAGCUGUGAUCACUACAGCGAUAAUCGCCAAGCGCAUUCGGUGUUUAUGGAGUCGCCCGCGCCGGCGGGAGGGGCAGACAAGUGCCGAAGAAACGCGUCAUGAAGCGACGUCGGGGACAACGCCAUCACCUGCACUUCAACCCUCGCGUGAUAGACAAGAGUCAUACGACCCAUCCAACUACGAAAUAGAUCAACGAGUCCCGUUUUGCGGAAAAUUUAUGGAAAUGGUUCAUUUGACUCUGUUUAAUUAUCUUUUAAUUUUCAAGUCUUACGUUUUGUCAUACUUACCUGUAUGCAAUCUUUUUCUUCCAGCAUCCCACUCUCUGCGGCCCGGGAAUAUGUGCGGGCCAAUUACCGCACAUGUUUCCGUGUCAGCGAAAUAGUUUACUUAUUUAAUAAUUUAAUUCUAUUUUCAGUCGUGUGUGUAGCAAGUAAUGCUAGUAAGCUCGUAUAUCAAGAAAAUAUACAUUCUAUAAUCUUCAAGGAGUUUUUAUCAUCAAGUUAUCAAGAUCUACCAAAUAGGUCUUUCGGUAGCAUCACGGCACCGUCCGACACAAGUUGAGUAUGUCAGUAAUGGUUUUUGCACUAUGCUGAGAAUGAAUGGUGCAAAAAUGUUGGCAGACCAUUUUAUAAAUAAAAAGUGACAGCAUCGACUUAAAUCAAACUUAAUUGUUACAAUUGUACCGUAAUAAAAUAACUAAAAAACAUAUAAAGUUUAAAAUUACUAUACCUUUGCGCAACUUCCAAGAAAACAUCGAUGGCGGUGAAUGCAAAAUUGCCCAGUUGCGGCAGCAGGGCCGUAAACAGCGCGAAAAAGAACUCUGUUAUCUCAGUCUCGGCGGUCGCGUACAAUGGUUCACACAACAUGCGCAGAGCCGUCUCUGCCGCGCCUUGCAUGCUCUCUGCUAUUAUCUAUACACAUAAAGUUUAUUCAACUUAUUACAAACAGCUAGUAAUUUUAGCAUUGAUAAAUUUUAUAUAUUUUAACAGUAACAGGUAGUUAAUCAAAGUUUUCAUAGAAUACUACAUAUUUCUCCCGGCAACAGACAGCAGCGCCGUUCACGCUACCAGCCGCUGGAUACAAAUAAUUAAACAAGAGACGCUUUCCUUCUUAGCAAUGGUAGGAUCGUGCGCGAACGCAUGCAGUAGAGCAGUGAGCUCACUGUCCCGCUCCUAACGCGGCAUACCUUUCUCUUUAGACUCGAGCGGCCUAAUGGCUCUAGGACGCAGAGGGGACUCCCCGAGGGUAGCUGCUAUCCACCUAGAAUACCACUCGCAAAGGCACUCACUAUUUCCUGGAUUGAUGUCCCCUAAGGAUCUCGCUGUCCCUAAGGCUAGUGUUGCUGUAAAUCAUCUGACACCAACAACAUGCAGACUCAAAAAAACAGUGCCAUUAGGGAUGCCCAAAAGCAUCAAAGUUGGUUAAGGUAAAAACACAUGGUUGAAAGAUGGUCAAGUACUAUUUUUCGCCACGUAAAAAUAACGUAUUCAGUAGAGCAGUGAGGAGCGGCGGCGCCGUCAACGCUACCAGCACCACCCCUGUAUGUAAGUGAUAAACAACGCGGCAUAUCGUUCCCUUUAAGCUCGAGUGGUCUAGUAACUCCAGGACGCAGAGGACAUCCCGAGGGAGAUGCCAUCUUCCUAGAAUACCGCUGAAGGAACUCGAUAUUUCCUAGUUUCAGGUCCCCAUAGGAUCUCGCCAUCCCCAAUCCCAGCGAUGCUGUGAAGGAAAUCUGCCACCAACAGCAAACAUACAAAAAAAAAUACUAACCUUCUUGGCUUGGUAGGUGCGUGAACGAACGCGUGCAGUAAGGCAGUGAGCUUCAACGCUGCCAGCCCCGUCUCUGUAUGUAAGUGAUAAACAACGCGGCAUACCUUUCCCUUUAGACUCGAGUGGUCUAGUGGCCCUAAGACGCCGAGGAGACUGCCCGAGGUGAGAUGCCAUCCGCCUAAGUGGCACUCGCUAUUUCCUGGUUUGAGGUUCCCUAAGGAUCUCGCCGUCCCCAAUCCCGAUGCUGUGAAGUUAAUCUGCCACCAACAGCAAACACACCCAAAAAAUAUAUACUAACCUUCUUGGCAUUGGUAGGAGCGUGCGCGAAAGCGUGCAGUAAGGCAGUGAGGGGUGGCAACGUCGCCGCCGGGCCGGCAACUGGCAGAGGCGCCGUCCACGCGGCCAAUAAACCGCGCGCCGCCUCUCCCCCCGCCCCUACCACCGCCCCCGAACCAGACCCUGUUCCGACGUUUGGACCCCGCGCCAGUAAUAAGGAGAGAAGCGCCUCACGAACAACCGCAGCAGUCUACAC
Chilo suppressalis (striped riceborer) is the source of this 5252-nucleotide messenger RNA. Lineage: Eukaryota; Metazoa; Arthropoda; Insecta; Lepidoptera; Crambidae. The record is from the annotation of a GenBank genome assembly.